AGUGGCUCUGUGCAUCCAGGGCUGGCACAGCCAGCUGCAGCCUCCUCCUCCCUCUGCAGAAAGUGAGCAAACUUGCACAGAGAAGCAGAAAGGACAACGAAGCUCAGCUGCGAAACAUUUCAGCAGAUCCAGCAAUGGCCUGGGUCAGUAAUUUCUCCUGGUUAAACCACCUUGUUCUUCACGAAGAACGUCUCGGGGGCUACUUGAACAGCACUGAGGACUAUUUAACCUUCCUGUGCGGGCCCAGACGGAGCCACCUGUUCCUGCCCAUGGCUUUGGUGUACUCGGUGAUCUUCGUUGUCGGGGUGGUCGGGAACUUCUUGGUUUGCCUCGUCAUCCUCAAGCACCGCAGCAUGAAGACCCCGACCAACUACUACCUGUUCAGCCUGGCGGUCUCCGACCUGCUGGUGCUGCUCUUCGGGAUGCCCCUGGAAGUCUACGAGAUGUGGAGCAACUACCCCUUCCUGCUGGGGCCCGUGGGCUGCUACCUGAAGACGGCCCUGCUGGAGACGGUGUGCCUGGCGUCCAUCCUGAGCGUGACGGCGCUGAGCGUGGAGCGCUACAUCGCCGUGCUGCACCCGUUCCGCGCCAAGCAGGCCCGCACGCGCCGCCGCGCCCUCAGGGCCAUCCUGGGCCUCUGGCUGCUGGCCCUGCUCUGCGCCCUGCCCAACACGGGCACCCACGGCCUCGUGCUGCAGCGCUUCCCCAACGGCACGCUGGUGCCCGGCUCCGCCACCUGCGCCGUGGUCGUGCCCCUCUGGAUCUACAACUGUAUUGUGCAGAUCACCUCCUUGCUCUUCUAUGUGCUGCCCAUGGGGGUGAUCAGUGUGCUGUACUGUCUGAUGGGGCUAAGAUUGAAAGGAGAUGAAUCUUUGGAAGUGGAGGAAAUGGCUGUGAAUGUUCAGAGGCCAUCCAGGAAAUCAGUCACCAAGAUGCUGUUUGUCCUCGUGAUAGUUUUUGCCAUCUGCUGGGCUCCAUUCCACAUAGACCGACUUUUCUUCAGCUUUGUUGUGGAAUGGACUGAGCCUUUGGCCAAUACCUUCAACUUAAUUCAUGUGGUGUCAGGUGUUUUCUUUUACCUGAGCUCUGCCACAAACCCCAUCAUUUACAACCUGCUGUCCCAGCGCUUCAGGAUGGCUUUUCUCAGUGUGAUUUCUCCUUGCUGCAAGCACUGUGCCCGUAAGCAUCCCACUUGCAAGAUUUCAUCCCAGAAGAGCAUGUUUGUGAUUCAGAAUCACAAUCUCAUGGACUCUGCUGAGAACACGAGUCUCCCUGGCACGCACAGGGCAUCUGUCAGCAGCUCUCAGCUCUCCACUGGCCUGUGA
Ficedula albicollis (Collared flycatcher) is the source of this 1325-nucleotide messenger RNA. RefSeq names its product neuromedin U receptor 2 (gene NMUR2). The transcript is spliced from 4 exons. NCBI's taxonomy places the organism in Eukaryota, Metazoa, Chordata, Aves, Passeriformes, Muscicapidae. Bases 135 to 1325 code for a protein of 396 amino acids. Gene Ontology annotation, molecular function: neuromedin U receptor activity. The record is from RefSeq and is a predicted model, not a curated record. Gene Ontology annotation, biological process: G protein-coupled receptor signaling pathway. Gene Ontology annotation, cellular component: plasma membrane.